GAGUGAAAGAGAGGGGAAGAGAAGGAGAGGGAGGGGGAGGGAGAGAAGGAAGGAGAUAGGGAGGGAGGGAGAGAAGACAAAGUGGUGCAAAUCCAAACCCAGCUCCACACACAAAAAGAAGAAAUCAUGUGAUAGAAACGGAAAUGGCCAACAGCUGGUGCGUGUCCCAGUGCUUCCGAGAGAGAGAGGGAGAGAACAAAAGGAACAACACUCACCGGCUAGAACAACAAAAGAAGCUUUCUCCUUCCUCAUUCUGGGAUCUUUCAUUUUUCCAGCAGGCCACUGGGAUUUAUUGACUGGCGUAUUUCUUCUUCUGGAGCGGGAUUGAAGAUGGCUCCUGAUGAAUGAGUUUUUAUUUUUUCCUCACUUAAAAAUGACACUUGGGGGCUGAGUCUUGCAUUGACGUUUGCCUGAAGAAGUUGUGCAGGGAUUGAGCCUGGGUCUUUUGUUAGCGACUGGCUGUGUUUGUCCACGGAUCGGAUUCCUCCACACCUCUGGCUGCCUCCUUUGUUUUGCUUCCUCUUGGUGCUGUCAAUGUAAUGGAACUAAUGUUUGCAGAGUGGGAGGAUGGUGAGCGUUUCUCCUUCGAAGACAGUGACCGCUUUGAAGAGGAUUCUCUCUGCUCAUUUAUCUCUGAAGCCGAGAGCCUGUGCCAGAACUGGCGGGGUUGGAAGAAGCAGUCUGCUGGUCCUAACUCACCCACUGUGAAAAUCAAAGAUGGCCAGGUGACCCCUCUAGUGGAGCUGUCUGCCAAGCAGGUAGCCCUCCACAUUCCCUUUGAGGUGGUGGAGAAGGUUUACCCUCCGGUUCCUGAGCAGCUGCAGCUACGCAUCGCUUUCUGGAGUUUCCCUGAGAACGAGGAGGACAUCAGGUUGUACUCAUGCCUGGCUAAUGGCAGUGCUGACGAGUUCCAACGUGGGGACCAACUCUUCAGAGUGCGAGCAGUUAAAGAUCCACUUCAGAUAGGAUUCCACCUGAGUGCCACUGUGGUUCCACUGCAGACGGCUCAGGCCAAAGGGGCCUUCAACGUGGCCGUGAUGUUUGACCGUUGCAGGAUAACAUCGUGCAGUUGUACGUGUGGGGCGGGGGCUAAGUGGUGCGCACACGUGGUGGCUCUCUGUCUUUUCCGCAUACACAACGCAUCUGCCGUUUGUCUUCGGGCUCCAGUGUCUGAGUCGCUAUCCCGGUUACAGAGGGACCAGCUCCAGAAGUUUGCUCAGUACCUGAUCAGUGAGUUACCUCAACAGGUAGGCACUUGUAGCCUUCAGUUCCACACACUGUUCCGCUGUUAUAUUCAGAUCUAAAUCGGUGGUUCGUAAAGCAAAAUGUA
Amblyraja radiata (thorny skate) is the source of this 1330-nucleotide messenger RNA. RefSeq names its product zinc finger SWIM domain-containing protein 8. The coding region runs from base 540 to 1304 and encodes 254 amino acids. Lineage: Eukaryota; Metazoa; Chordata; Chondrichthyes; Rajiformes; Rajidae. The transcript has 6 exons. Gene Ontology annotation, molecular function: zinc ion binding. Gene Ontology annotation, cellular component: Cul2-RING ubiquitin ligase complex. The record is from RefSeq and is a predicted model, not a curated record.